Hyposmocoma kahamanoa is the source of this 5648-nucleotide messenger RNA. It is a transcript of the gene GluClalpha, whose product is annotated as glutamate-gated chloride channel. Gene Ontology annotation, biological process: chemical synaptic transmission; signal transduction; regulation of membrane potential. Gene Ontology annotation, molecular function: neurotransmitter receptor activity; extracellular ligand-gated monoatomic ion channel activity; transmembrane signaling receptor activity. Gene Ontology annotation, cellular component: membrane; neuron projection; synapse. The transcript has 11 exons. The record is from RefSeq and is a predicted model, not a curated record. NCBI's taxonomy places the organism in Eukaryota, Metazoa, Arthropoda, Insecta, Lepidoptera, Cosmopterigidae. Bases 199 to 1569 code for a protein of 456 amino acids.
ACACACCCCUGGUUGCGCAGUAGCCCGCCCGGCCCACUGCCGAUCGGUCGGAUUGAGCAGGAAAGCGAGCAUUUUCUUGUCACCGCGAAAACUUUUUUUAACUAAUCGUGUUGAUAACGAUUAAAAUUUCUUUGAAAAUGAGAAUUUUAUUCUCAUUAUUUUAGAGACAUAUAAAACGGAUGUGAAAAUUGGUGCACGAUGCCGAAAAUCACUAGAAGCCGUAUAAUGGCCAGCGCCCAAGUACAAUGCGCUGUGUUGUGCUUCCUGCUCUACUAUUUAACACCAUCAGGAUGUAUGAAUGCGAAGAUCAACUUUCGGGAGAAAGAGAAGCAGAUACUGGACCAAAUCCUGGGUCCGGGGAGGUACGAUGCCCGCAUCCGCCCUUCAGGCAUAAAUGGAACUGAUGGUCCGGCAGUAGUUAGCAUUAAUCUCUUCGUGCGCAGUUUACCUACAAUAAGCGACAUAAAGAUGGAAUAUUCCGUGCAACUUACAUUUCGCGAGCAGUGGUUAGACGAACGGUUGAAGUUCAACAACUUGGGAGGCCGUCUGAAAUAUCUGACUUUGACCGAAGCUAACAGAGUAUGGAUGCCUGAUUUAUUCUUUUCGAACGAGAAAGAGGGUCAUUUCCACAACAUCAUCAUGCCGAAUGUGUACAUCCGUAUAUUCCCCAACGGCAAUGUCCUCUACAGCAUUCGUAUAUCCCUCACCUUGUCAUGCCCCAUGAACCUAAAACUUUACCCGCUGGACAAACAAACGUGCUCACUGCGUAUGGCAAGUUAUGGCUGGACUACGGACGAUCUAGUAUUCUUAUGGAAAGAAGGCGAUCCGGUGCAAGUCGUUAAAAACCUCCAUCUACCAAGAUUUACGCUCGAAAAGUUUUUGACAGAUUAUUGCAAUAGCAAAACUAAUACCGGGGAAUACAGUUGCCUUAAAGUGGACUUGCUCUUCAAACGAGAAUUCAGUUACUAUUUGAUCCAGAUUUAUAUCCCUUGCUGCAUGUUGGUUAUUGUAUCAUGGGUGUCGUUUUGGCUUGAUCAAGGCGCGGUUCCAGCAAGGGUGUCACUGGGCGUAACUACGCUCUUGACCAUGGCUACGCAGUCCUCCGGCAUCAAUGCAUCUUUGCCACCUGUAUCAUACACAAAAGCUAUCGAUGUAUGGACUGGAGUGUGCUUGACAUUUGUUUUUGGAGCAUUAUUAGAGUUUGCCUUGGUAAAUUAUGCAUCACGAUCCGACAUGCAUCGUGAGAAUAUGAAGAAGACCAGGAGGGAAAUGGAAUCUGCUGUUAACAUGGAUGCGGCAUCGGACCUUAUGGAUACGGACAGCAAUGCCACUUUCACAAUGCAGAAACCUCUGGUGCGCGGCGGCGUGCUGGAUCCCAAGAUGCGACAAUGCGAGAUCCGCAUCAGCACCCCACGGAGAAACUGCUGCCGCCUUUGGAUGUCAAAAUUCCCAACCAGAUCGAAGAGGAUCGACGUCAUCUCAAGAAUCACUUUCCCACUGGUCUUUGCGCUGUUCAACCUAGCUUAUUGGUCAACUUAUUUGUUUCGGGAUGAAGACGAAGAAAAAUGAGAAACGGCCAAAGAAGAGGAAACACGAAAUGCGAUUAAAGUAGAUAAAGAUAUAUAUCAACCUUAUAAGACAUGUCUUUAUCUACUGAUAAUCAGUAUUGUCCUCUUCAUUCCAGCAAUCUGUGCGUGUAAGAAAUUUUAUUCUACAGACAAUACCAGAAAAAACGAACUAAAUAACAACUAUAUUGACAAAAGCAACAUGCCAAGGGCCUCAGAUAGAAAUACACUGGAAGAGAUAGAAUUAGCCGAAUAUCCGUAAAGUAUACUAGUAUAGUACAAUCCAUUGCCACUACGAGUGGGGCCACCACUCUCGGCACAGUGGUGACACCGCUAUUGGCAACUACAUAAUUAAACUCACAACAGAUAGCGGAAUGGCAUAUGGGAUAAAAAGGACCUUAGAGCACUUUUUCAACUUUAACUACUACAACUACAACUCCAAAUUAAGAAACGUGUUAAAAUUAUUAGUGUAGGAACACUAAUCAAAUAAUCAAAAUAGGAUAUUUUGAAAAAUUUGUAGUGUUCCUAUUUUAGACUUUUAGUACAAAAUAAUAAUACCUUUAUAUACCACAAAUAGUUAAUAACUGUAAGAAUAAUUUUAAAUUUUUUAAAUUUUCUAUAUUUUAUACGAAAAAUGUACGUAUCUACCUAACUGCCAGUUUCUGUUGUAAAUAAUUAAUGUGCCACAUCUAAAGCUAUUGUUUUUACCUACAACUGUUUGAACUUUUUAUGUCGAAGUAGUUAGGCGAGGUCUUUGCCCGUCACGAUGUUACUGUAGCGCACACUUCUUAGGUUAGAAUAGCUGUUUACUGUCCAACAUAACAACUCAGCACCCUAAGGGCUCCUUCACAUUAGACUCUUAUAGAGGGCAGCUGAUAUUGUAUGAAAAUUAGUAAUGGCGUUAAGUUUAACGCGCAAUUUACAUUGCGGCGGAACGAAAGCGAAAUUCGCAUUCCCACGAAUGCUCGCGAGAAUUCCCAUAGUUGCGCCUUUAGCCUGUAGUAGGUGUUCAUUAAUUCUAGAUUGAAUCUUUUACAUGACAAAGAUGAAGAACUUAUAUAUUGUUUUUAAUUCGCUUCUGUGCGAAACAUGAGAAGAAGAGAAAAAAAAGAACAAAAAGGAAAAAGUAUGAUCAUAAUUUGUCGAAAACGAAAAUAUUUCGCAAAGUUUAUAUGCGGAUUGGCCAGGCGUCGCCGACGGCAGCUGCGACAUCUCGCGAAUGCAAAAACAUCCCCGAGAAUGCGUGGUUCAUAUCUAUCACUCGUAGUUCGUACGUUAGACAAUUGACCAUAAGGUUCAUUUCUAUGUACAAUAUAGUUGUAAAAAUUGGCUUCCGUUCCAUUCCCCCGCAAUAUAAAUUGAGCCUAAGAGUUGGAAACAUAGAAGCAACCAGCGACUAAAAGCGAGUAUUCUAUUUUCACACAGUUUGCGCCUCAUCUAAGUGGAAAAUUGUACCACUAUGUUUAAAACGGCGUUCUGAAGUAAAGCCCCAUAAAGGUGUUUCUAGAAAUAUAAUAAUAGUCUAAAUAUAAUCGACUUUUAUAUAAAAACUGUUUGAAAGAAUCAAAAUGUGAAAAAAAACGUAACAAAAAUAGAUGAAAAAAACUACCUACAAUUUAAAAACAUCUGCAGGGUCUCUACAGGUGGAAUGAUUCGGCUAAAUGCUGGCCAGAGCAUAAAUAAUUAGUGAGAGACUUUUCUACAAUGCCAAUGUACAAAUUUUUAUAAAUUUACACUUAUGUAGUGUAAAUGUGGAUUAAUAAAGAAAAAGCGUCUAGAUUGUGUAAAUGUGUGUGAUGGGCCCACCAUAGUCACAUUUAAUAUAAAUAGGUAAAUAGCCAUUACCACACUGUAGCUAACCAAUACAAUAACUAUUAGACUCAUUGGCAGUAAUCACAAUUGGUAUUUGCCUAAACUUCGAGAAUAGAGACAAAAAGUGGAGACUACCUUACGCCAACAUUUUUUUGUCCCAGAAUUUUUUAGGAUUAGGAAAAUCACUUAGUGUAUUAAAAAAUUGACGUCAUUUGGGAUAAGUAGACUUUUAGAGUUAUUUUAUUUAGAGUUAUUUCUCUAACCUUUGCAACCACUAAUUUUUCGGAAUAUUUAGGAAAAUUCAGACAACAAAUCCUACUUAAUACAUGUAAUUAGAAAUUAUUAAGAUAUAUAUCUCAAACAUACUGUUGAUUGUGUUUCGUGAUGUAAUCGGAGGAAUGUCCAUACAUUCCUCCGGAUCCUAAAACUAUUGCAUCGACUGAAAGACCUUCAAAAAGGAAGACAAUUAAACAAUAGGCCUCUGGCUAACAAAUCGAGUCAAUUAUCGACUUACCUAUCCCAAAAAGCGUAAUUUUUUUAUCUAUUUAAGUGAUUUCCCCAAAUCCCGAAAAAAUCCGGAAUAAAAAAAUAUUGUCGUAAGGUAGUGUCCAGUUUCUGUCUCUGUUCUUCGAAGUUUAUGUAUAUAUACUCUACCUAUUCUGAUCACUGCUUAGUAGUUAUGAAGCGUGUAAGAAAGGUGUUUAAUACAUCUGGAUUUCAUAAAAUAUUUCCUCCCUCUUACAGCCCUUGUAAUAAAAUUACCUAUAUUAUUUGCCGUAAAACUGUUGGAAUCAUAUUAAUAAACUUGCUCACUAUGAAACUACAAGGAAAACUAUUAGGGCGCUCAUCGGUAAUAAUUUUUAGUUGAAUAUGGCGCUGCGCAAACGUGUGUGUUGUAUUGGAAACAAGCAACCGGCAGCUAGAAACGAAUUAUAUUUUUAUGCCAUUAAUAUGAAGUCGGCAGUUACGGCAACCGGACACAGUCGACGGUUGCCGCAACCGCAAUUGUAUCAAAAUGUUCGGUUGCUGGUUGCUUGCGCCGAAUUGCGACCAAAAAAGGACGCGCGCGUGACACAACAGUUUUAAAAUUAAUAAUGGCGCUUUUGUAAGCGUCUGAUUUAACAGCGCUCUUAGAUUCAUUUGUUAAAAAAUGUUAUUUACAUUUUAACAAUUUGCAUUCACUACAAAUUUUCUAUUUCAUUGUUGAUGAAAAAUGAUUUCGUCACUAUUUUUUUUCUCCUUUUUUGCCCGUGGAUUGGAAAUUAACAUUAACAUACCAAAAAAUCUGUUUUUUUAACCACGCGGCCACUCGACCUAGGCGAAGCGAGCAAAUAGAAAGCUAAAACGAAUCCAUCUACACUUGUUAAUCACGUUAAUGAUCGUAGUUUCUUAUUUAAAAAAGGUGAAAAAAUUCUGGACAGGUAUUACAAUCUAAACCUUACGUUGCUGACAUAUCGUAAAGUUCUAUACCUUGUCUUGUUUUGCUUUUCGAUUUUAUAUUGAAAUUACAUUCAAUGUGCUGCCUUCUAGCGGUAAAUGGCUGAAAGACGACGAACGAUCGUCGUCGUCGAAGAUUAGAAACAUUUACAUAUUUAUUUUUUAUACAUAUGCACUAUUAUUACACAAAUAUUUAUUACGUAUAUCAAAAUAACAUGUGUCAAUGUCUAUUAAUGAAGUAAUUUAAUUAGUUUACACUUAUGCCAUCUUAUUUGUUAAUAUUAUUUAUUUAGUGUAAUUAUUUUAGCACAUGUCAACUAUCACACACACAUUACAUAUGUAUUAUACUUUUACACACACGUUGUAUGCAUUGUUUGCAACCGAGACCGUGCUUCACUCAUAUCGGGCCUGCUGAAAACCUGCGCUAUAGGCAGGAUAUCCUGCCCGUAGCAAAAUGCUGAGCAAGUCCCGUUUGUGUGCGCCACGACACUCAUUACUCGUAUUAUUAUUGUGUUUACUGUGAUGUGAGAUUAUCAACAGUAAAUUGCGUUUGUGUGCAAAUUACUUUUCUUUGUCUAUUUGUUGUACUAUGCUAUAGUUUCAAGUUUAUAAUGUUUAAUAUGAUAGUUUUUAAGUUCAUUCAUGUGUGUCUUGGCGAACACAAUAAAGUUUUCUUAUUCUAAAAAGUUACGGAAAUGGUGUACCAAAAUGGAGUAGUCACAUUUUGAUAGACUAUAGUAACUUUUGUUGGUUCAUGAAUAAAUUUAAAUGUCUGUGCGUAACAUAUAAUUAAUAUUGUUAUAUCGUAAAAUAAAUAUUUUAAACUUAAAGUUG